AAGAGUGAUUAUUCCAGGUACACUACAGUUACAACCAUAGAACACGAAAAUGUCUGCUGCUACUGAAACCGCCUUAGCUUACGCUGCCAUCAUCUUGGCUGACUCCGACUUGGAGGUCUCCACUGAGAACUUGAACAAGUUGGUUGCUGGUGCCAACAUCGAGAUCGACGGCAUCUGGGGCCAAAUCUUCGCCAAGGCUUUGGAAGGUAAGGACUUGUCUUCCUUGUUGGUGAACUUCAACGUCUCCUCUGCUCCUGCAGCAGGUGCCGUUGCCGGUGCUUCUGGUGCUGCUGGCGCUGAAGAGGCUGCUGCCGAAGAAGAAGAAGAAGCCAAGGAGGAAUCCGACGACGACAUGGGUUUCGGUUUGUUCGAUUAAAUGUGUCCAGCCAACAGCAAAAGGGUAUAUAAGAGCUAUAUAGUAACAUAGGGCCGACUCCGUUGCUCCUACUUUGUUUUCUUUUCCUUUGGGUAUGUAUAAUUUAAUUCAACCUUGAACUUCUGAUUCCACUACGGCCAGACAAGAUU
Pichia membranifaciens NRRL Y-2026 is the source of this 525-nucleotide messenger RNA. RefSeq lists its product as hypothetical. Bases 50 to 376 code for a protein of 108 amino acids. Gene Ontology annotation, molecular function: structural constituent of ribosome; protein kinase activator activity; ribonucleoprotein complex binding. Gene Ontology annotation, cellular component: ribosome; cytosolic large ribosomal subunit. The record is from RefSeq and is a predicted model, not a curated record. The transcript has a single exon. Gene Ontology annotation, biological process: translational elongation; cytoplasmic translation. Lineage: Eukaryota; Fungi; Ascomycota; Pichiomycetes; Pichiales; Pichiaceae.